CUCGUGACACUAUUAUUAUAAAGAUGGCGUUUAUUAAAGUGGAGAGUGAAGACCUGAAGAUUGAAGAAGUAUUCAGUGUCAAACAAGAAGAAACUGAGGAACAAACAGGUCUGAUGACACUGAAAGAGGAGAGUGAAGCUCUGAAUGAAACGGAUGAGAAAUAUAAGCUUGAGAAACAUCACGAGUUCAUAACUGAAGAAAAACCAUUUACUUGCUCACAGGCUGAAAAGACGACUUCAAGAAAUAGAGCUCAAAAGACAAGAACCUGCGAAAAUAAGCAUUUGACCUGUCAACAGUGUGAGAAAAGUUUUAACCGAAAAGAAAGCCUAAACAAGCACAUGAAAUCUCACAAUGGAGAGAAGCCCUACACAUGCCAACAGUGUGGAAACCAUUUCAGUCUACGUGGAAACCUUAAAAUCCACAUGAGAGUUCACACUGGAGAAAGCCCUUUCACCUGUCAACAGUGUGGAAAGAGUUUCACUCAAAAUGCAAGCCUUAAAAGGCACAUGACAAUUCACACUGGAGAGAAACCUUACACCUGCCAACAGUGUGGAAGCAGUUUCAAUCUAUAUGGAAACCUAAAAACUCACAUGAGAGUUCACACUGGAGAGAAGCCCUACACCUGCCAACAGUGUGGAGACAGUUUCACUCAAAAUGCAAGCCUUAAAAAGCACAUGAGAGUUCACACUGGAGAGAAGCCCUACACAUGCCAACAGUGUGGAAACAGUUUCAGUCAGAAAGGAGGCCUUCUCAGACACAUGAGAUCUCACACUGGAGAGAACCCUUACUCCUGCCAACAGUGUGGAAAGAGUUUCAAUCUACGUGGAAAGCUGAAAAUUCACAUGAGAGUUCACACUGGAGAAAACCCUUUCACUUGCCAACAGUGUGGAAAGAGUUUCACUCAAAAUGCAAGCCUUAAAAAGCACAUGAGAAUUCACACUGGAGAGAAACCAUACACCUGCCAACAGUGUGGAGACCGUUUCACUCAAAAUGCAAGCCUUAAAAAGCACAUGAGAAUUCACACUGGAGAGAAACCAUACACCUGCCAACAGUGUGGAGACCGUUUCACUCAAAAUGCAAGCCUUAAAAAGCACAUGAGAAUUCACACUGGAGAGAAACCUUUCACCUGCCAACAGUGUGGUAAGAGUUUCACUCAAAAAGCACACCUUAUCACACACAUGAGACUUCACACCAAAGAGAAGCCUUACACAUGCCAACAGUGUGGAUAUGGUUUUAUUCAAAAGCCAAACCUUAUGAGGCACAUGAGACGUCAUACCGGAGAGAAGCCUUAUACCUGCCAACAGUGUGGAAAAGGUUUUGCUGAAAAAAGAUACCUUAUGAAGCACAUGAGAGUUCACACCGGAGAGAAGCCUUAUACCUGCCAACAGUGUGGAAAUAGUUUUACUGACAAAGCAACUCUUAUCAGUCACGAGAACUCACACUGGACAGACAGAGUUUCAAUUACCUUUAUAAAGUUUACGUUCAUAUGAGAAAUCAAAGGCUGCAUCUACACUUGUCAUUAACAUGUGACCUGUAUCUGGAUGAUG
Carassius carassius (crucian carp) is the source of this 1547-nucleotide messenger RNA. Its product is annotated as gastrula zinc finger protein XlCGF57.1-like. Gene Ontology annotation, cellular component: nucleus. NCBI's taxonomy places the organism in Eukaryota, Metazoa, Chordata, Actinopteri, Cypriniformes, Cyprinidae. The record is from RefSeq and is a predicted model, not a curated record. Gene Ontology annotation, molecular function: RNA polymerase II cis-regulatory region sequence-specific DNA binding; DNA-binding transcription activator activity, RNA polymerase II-specific. Bases 24 to 1490 code for a protein of 488 amino acids. Gene Ontology annotation, biological process: regulation of transcription by RNA polymerase II. The transcript is spliced from 2 exons.